AUGCCAGACCAGCCUGUUGAUCGAGUCUUUUGCCCAUCCGCGUCUUUUGUCUCUCUCCCGCUCCCCUUCUUUGCGGGCUUCCCUGCCUUCGGACGGAGCGCUUUGGAGGCAUUCGGGGAUUGUAGUCCCUGCAAGCUGCAGCCCAGGGAGGCCGAUUGUGUGGGGCGAGAGUCUACUGGCUAUGUAGUGCGAGCAGGGGACUCCGCGCGUCGAAUCAGAAGCGGCGGCAGCGGCGGCAGCCCCCAGCCGAGUGAGAGUGACUUUGCGCCUGCAGCUCUCCGAGAGUCCCCUCCGAGGCCGUCUGAAAAGCGGACCUCUCCUCGGCGGUUGCAGUUGCGUGUGGCGGCGGCUCGGCGGGUGGCGGGUCCCCCGGCACCCCUCCUGGACGGCGUCGCCUGCGAGGACCAGUUCGACUGCAAGGAGCUGGAGUCGCUCUUCCAGAACUACAAUCUGAAGCUGGAGCAGACGUCGACGCUGAAGGCGCUGGCCGUGCUCAUCGCGCUGACGGCCAGCCUGGCGCUGCUGGAGCUGCUCUCGGGCCCCAGCCUGACCAUUUCCAAGGGCUCCCAUCCGGUACACUGUAUCAUCUUCCUCUCCCUCUUCAUCGUCACCAACGUAAAGUACCUGCAAGUCACACAGCUGCAGCAGAUCGUGAAGCUCACCUUGCUCUUCAGCUUUACCUUCGCCUUCCUCUGCUGCCCUUUCUCGGUGGGCGCCUAUGGCAUGGAGCCGCCCAGCGCCCCCGAGCAGGGCAUGUGGCAGCUCAUGCUGGUCACCUUCGUCUCCUACUCCCUCCUGCCCGUCCGCACUCUCCUGGCCAUCGUCUUCGGUUUGGUGGUGGCGGUCUCCCAUCUCAUCGUCACUGCCACUUCAGUCAGUGCCAAGAGGCAGCCCCUCUGGAGGACGCUUGUGGCCAAUGCUAUCCUUUUUGUCAGUGUAAAUUUGUAUGGGGUCUUUGUGAGGAUAUUGACAGAGAGGGCGCAGAGGAAGGCCUUCCUUCAGGCCAGGAACUGCAUAGAGGACAGGCUGAAGCUGGAGGAUGAAAAUGAAAAACAG
Molecule: messenger RNA, 1056 nt
Organism: Python bivittatus (Burmese python)
Lineage: Eukaryota; Metazoa; Chordata; Lepidosauria; Squamata; Pythonidae
Source: RefSeq, a predicted model, not a curated record